Molecule: messenger RNA, 2163 nt
Organism: Penicillium egyptiacum
Lineage: Eukaryota; Fungi; Ascomycota; Eurotiomycetes; Eurotiales; Aspergillaceae
Source: the annotation of a GenBank genome assembly
AUGGCGGCCGCAGACGUCGCUCCCCAAUUUGGAGCAGAGUUAAAGGUAUCAAAUGGUAUAUCAUGGGUAGACGAGAUACACCAAUUCUACCGCGAGCGCAGUGCAAUUGAGAAGGAGUACGCAUCCAAGUUAACGGCCCUCUGCAAGAAGUACUAUGACCGCAAGUCGAAGAAGAUCAGCCCUUUGAGUGUAGGCGAUACACCCACCUUAACCCCCGGCUCCCUCGAAAGCGCAUCGCUCACUACAUGGACUACACAAUUGAACGCUGUGGAAGCUCACGCGGCCGAACGAGACAAAUUUGCCUCAGAAUUGGUAGUGCAAGUGGCGGAUCCUCUGAAACAAGCUGCCACCCAAUAUGAAGAGAUUCGCAAAUGCCACGUUGAAUAUCAUGGAAAGUUAGAAAAGGAACGGGAGGCAGCAUACGGCGACCUCAAAAAAGCUAAGGGCAAAUACGAUGGCGCGUGCCAGGAGGUUGAAUCUCGCAGAAAGAAAAUGGAGUCCGCUUUUGACCAUGGCAAGGGCAAAGCACAAACAGCAUAUCAACAACAAAUACUGGAGAUGAACAACUAUAAGGCAUGGCUCAUUCAACUGAUAACCCCGUGUCCUGAUGCUAACUUGCGGGGCUUACAAAACCUCAAUGAAACACGAGUCGCAAAGAUGAACUUGAUGUGGUCGCUCGCCGCCCAACUUGAAAAGUCAUCUCUUUCAAAUAGCACGGAGCAUAUGGCUAAUCUUCUUGUCGAAAUUCCUCGCAACAACCCGCACCUGGACUCCAUGAUGUUCCUCCAGCACAAUGUGACUCAAUCGCAGGAACCUGCAAACCUAGCAUUUGAGCCGAGUCCAGUAUGGCACGACGACGCUUCAAUCAUCGCCGAUGAGGCAGCCAAGGUCUUCCUGCGCAAUGUCCUCAGUAAGAGCAAAACUCAAAUCCGCGAACUACGAGUUGAGUCGGACCGGAAGAAGCGUGAGGUUGAAGGAAGCAAGAAAGUACGGGAAAAUAUUCAGCAUGGCAAAGAUAAUCGAAACGAGUUAGAUGUUGUGCGGUCCAUCUUCUACAUUCAAGAAUCCCUGCACGAGGUUGAUCGCAAAUGGGUUACAGCCGAGGUAGAGACCGCGACUAUCAUGGCAGUGGCUGGAGAUUUGUCGUUGGGAGCCCAGAACCACAAUUUCCGCUCUCAGACAUUCAAGAUCCCGACGAAUUGCGAUCUCUGCGGCGAGCGAAUCUGGGGCCUGUCCGCCAAGGGCUUUGAUUGUCGAGAUUGUGGUUACACCUGCCAUAGUAAAUGCCAAAUGAAGGUGCCCGCGGAGUGCCCGGGCGAGCAAACCAAGGAAGACAAGAAGAAACUCAAGACGUUGCGACAGGAACAGGCUGGUGCCAUGCCUGCUGUCGACAUCGGCACCCCUGCAGCUUCUACUGCCACCCCGUCCCUGACGCGACAAAAUACAAUGAACUCUCUUAGCUCAGGAUAUGCGGCCAGUACGGCUAGAUCGUCAUCAAACAUUGCUGCUCAGCCCACAGCAGAAAGCCCAGCAGAGGAGCCUCCAGCUCCCGUUGCAGAGACAAAGCCAGCUGCCGCUGCCCCAAGGAGGAACCGGGUGCUAGCACCACCUCCGACAGCAUACAUGACUGCACCUCCGCCGAGCGACUCUGGCAUGAGCCCGAGAUCCAAAGAGCCACGAGGCAAGAUGCUGUACGCGUAUCAAGCAACCGGCUCAGACGAGGUCAGCGUGGAAGAUGGGGAUGAAGUGGUGAUACUUCAACCAGAUGAUGGUUCUGGAUGGAUGCGUGUGCGCUCGGGAGCCAACGAAGGACUCGUUCCGGCCUCAUAUGUCGAAGCUGCCCCAACACCAUCUCCCGUGCCAUCCGCUAGUCCCAGUAAGCCUGAGCGACCUGGGUCAACGUACUCAAAUUCCUCGGCAUCCCUGGCAGGAAGUGCUGCGCCGAAGCGUGUCGGACCAGCCGUCGCGCCCAGACGAGGAGCCAAGAAACUGCAAUAUGUCGAGGCAUUAUACGAGUACGAAGCUCGCAGCGAUAUGGAGUGGAAUAUGGCUGAGGGUGACCGCUUUGUGCUCAUCAACCGGGAUAGUGGUGAUGGAUGGGCCGACGUCGAACGGGGUGGUGUUACGAAGAGCGUUCCCGCGAACUACAUCCAGGAGGUGUAG